AUGGGAAUGUUAUUUGGAAAACCAAAAGCCACUCGUAUUACCGACCACGAUCGAGCAGUUCUGCAAAUGAAACAACAGAGAGAUACUCUAAAGCGAUACCAACAAAGAGUGGAAAAGUUACUAGAAAGUGAAAGAGAACUCGCUAAAAGACUACUGUCCGAAAACAAAAGAGAAAAAGCAAAGCUAUUGCUGAGAAAAAAGAAAUACCAAACAGAGCAGCUUGAACGUACUGAAGCGUCUUUGGACACAAUUGAAAAAUUAAUUCAAGAUUUAGAAUAUACCCAAAUAGAAAUCAAAGUUAUUGAAGGCCUUAAAGUUGGAAAUGUAGCCCUCAAAAAAGCGAAUGAAUUGUUUAAUAUUGAACAUAUUGAGCAACUUUUGGAUGAAACUAAAGAGGGAAUCGAUAAACAAAAAGAAAUUACCGAUUUACUUAGUGGCGCCUUGUCAUCUGAGGAUGAAGAAUCAGUUGAAGCUGAAUUAAAUGAACUAAUUGCUGUUGAGCAUCAAAAAGCAAUAGAUUUGUUACCAACAGUACCAUCGGAUGAAUUACCAUUAACUGUUCCAGAGACCAAAGAAGAAGACAAAUUGCCUACAAAGAAAAUUGCGUUAGAAGCUCAAUAA
Macrosiphum euphorbiae (potato aphid) is the source of this 621-nucleotide messenger RNA. NCBI's taxonomy places the organism in Eukaryota, Metazoa, Arthropoda, Insecta, Hemiptera, Aphididae. The record is from the annotation of a GenBank genome assembly.